Molecule: messenger RNA, 1086 nt
Organism: Aureobasidium subglaciale EXF-2481
Lineage: Eukaryota; Fungi; Ascomycota; Dothideomycetes; Dothideales; Saccotheciaceae
Exons: 3
Coding region: 1-1086 (361 amino acids)
Source: RefSeq, a predicted model, not a curated record
AUGGUUUCGCCAGAUGUUGCGACAUAUAAUUUGCAUCCGUAUGCGAUUAUUGUGUUGCCAAUCCCUCUUGCCAUAUUGUCGAGUAUUGCGAUCUCGAUACGGAUAUGGAUACGAUGCUUUAUGGCGCGGUCGUUUGGUCGUGAUGAUGUUUGCUUGAUCAUCGCUCAUAUCUGCUUCCUCGCUGCUUGUGGAGUAUUUAUUGGCAUUGGUGUGACUGAAUACUAUGAAGGUCUCGCUCCCAUUGUCAAGCUCGCCGAGCUGAGCAUACUGGGCAUCUCGCUCUAUCUACUAAACCAAUGUUUCUUCAAGCUCUCCAUGGCCUUUUUCUUUCUCCGGAUUCCCAACAAACGCAUUCAUCGCUGGAUCAUCAUCAUCAGCGUCACAAUCUCCAUAAUCUUCAACCUGGUCCUCCUCGGCAUCUCAAUCGGCCAAUGCGGCAACAUCGCCACAAUCGACCUCAAUCACCCCCACUGUCUAUCCUGGAACAUUCAAGGCCCCUUGAACUAUUUCUGCGCCUCUCUAAACGCCGCAGUCGACUGGGUCUUUGCCAUCCUAGCCAUUUACGUAGUGCAAGGCUUAAUGAUGGAUACACGCAGCAAAAUCUCCGUAUACGGCAUUAUCCUACUAGCUUCAGCAGGCAGCAUAGUAAGCAUAGUCCGCAUCCCCUACAUCCCCGGCCUCCGCCUGGACAAAAGCUACUACUCGCAACAAAACGACAUCAUCGCCUAUACCUCUCUCAUAGAAUCUGCAAUCGGUAUAAUCGUAGCUUCGAUGAGUGUGAUGCGACCUUUGAUUUCCAAAAUCCGGGAAAGGGCAAAGAUUGCUCUGUCUUCUGAUUCACGCUCGCGUUCGAGUGGGAGGAAAUCGAGACAGCAGGCGCCGGAGAGGAUAGAUCUGCCAAAGGGGAGUGGGAGUGGGAGUGGGAGUGGGAGUGUUAGGUUGUAUCAGGCGUUGCCGGAUCCGACGCCUACAGUGGAGGAGGGGGAGACGAUGAAUGGGAUCGAGAUGGAUUAUUUGAGUUUGAAGGGUAGGGAUGUGGAAAAGGGUAUGGGGACUACGAUGAUGUAUAAAGAGUUUCGAACUUGA